CUAAACCAAGUCCCUCUUUCUGAAGAAGCGACAGAUGCACAUAUAGGUUGCCUGCAUCCCACCGAUUCCAGCAAAUGGGCAUGGCUCUCCUGAUUGUCCCUUAAGGACCAUUAUUCUUCUUCCAUCUGUGAUACUCCGCGAAAUGGGUGUGUCCCCCUCUGAGGAUCUGAGAGGCAUUCUAGUAAAAAGAUAAAUUUCUUCCUUGCGAUCUUAGGCUUUGGGUGUUCCUUAUUCUGGGAAGAGAUUUAAAGCUGUCUGCCAGACCCGUGGGCUGUUAAAACAAGACAGUGCCACAAUGCUGAGCUCAGGCCUGCGGAGUCCCCUCCUCCCCCCACUCCUCCUCCUGUUGCUCACAGCCAUGGAGCUGAGCUGGUCCUUUUCAAGCGAGGACAAAAAGCUGAUCCUGGACCUGCACAACCAGUACCGGUCGAAGGUCUCACCUCCAGCAGCAGAUAUGUUGAAAAUGAGCUGGGAUACAGAAUUGGAAGCCAUUGCCAAAGACUAUGCAACAAAAUGCAUUUGGGAACACAACGAGGAGAGGGGCUGGCGAGGCGAGAAUCUCUUUGCUAUGUCUGGAGACCUAGAUGUGAAGACAAUAGUGGAAAGUUGGUAUGAUGAAUACCAGUAUUAUAACAUGACUACAUUAACAUGUGAAGAAGGACAGAUGUGUGGUCACUAUACACAGGUGGUUUGGGCAAACACCGAGCGUGUUGGCUGCGGAACGGUUUUUUGUGAGACCCUGGAAGUUCUCAAUGACACCGAUAUGCAUUUAGUAGUCUGCAACUAUGAACCCCCGGGGAAUGUAAAAGGACGUAAACCAUACAAGGAAGGCGAGCCAUGUUCCAUGUGUCCAGAAGGUUAUUCAUGUAAGGAUGCUCUCUGCGAAUCCAGUGCUGAUGAGGAAACUACUUCAUCUCCUGGACCCACCUUGAGUGAAACCCUAGCUCCAGAAGACACCACAAAAGGCUCAUCACCAGAAACACCAGAAAGUACGCAAACUGGGAUAGAAACAGGAUCUGAUACUCCAAUGGCAGGAGGGCCAACCACUUCCCAAGAGUCAGCUUUAGACGUGGACCUUACAAAAUCUCCAGAACUUCAGGCAAACGCAGAUGGGACCGUUCCCCCUUUGGUGACUACAGGAGGCCUAGAGGACUUAACUCCUAGUCCUACCUCCCUACAAACUCAGCAAGAUACCCAUACAGAUAUUCCUUCAUCUGAUGGUUUAAUCACACCCAAACCUACCAUGGAGAAACCAGUACAUUCUACCCCCAAAUUGCCCUCCACUCCUAAACCACCAUCCAAACCGCCGUCCAUUCCCAAACAGCCACCCAUCCCCAAACCACCUUCUGUUGCUAAGCCUCCCUCAUAUCCCAGACCUCUAUCCUUCCCUAAGCCUCCCUCGGACCCUAAGCUUCCCCCCAUCUCUAAAAAACCUGCAAGCCAUCGUUUGUCAGCCUAUGCCAAAGCUAUAAAAAGACAAAGCAAUGCCAUUCAGUCCUCUGCAGGUAAGGCAGAUUCAGUCUCUGUCUGCCUGCCCUGUCUUGGAUGUAAACAAAUUGCCCAUCAUGAAGAAAUAAAGGUUGCCCUGAAAGAGCUGACUUUCCGAUACCCCUACGCUCCUUGUUUUUCCUCCCUUCCCCGGUGGCAGAGACAUAGCAAGUGCAGCUGGUGUGGGCACACUUGGGGGAAUGCACUUAGGAAAGCUAGGCCUUACUGGCUCAACUCUUUAUAGCAGUGUAUGUAAUUAAAGGUAUUUAUAAGGAGAGUUCUUCAACUUUGGUGCAUGGAUGUGCAUGUGUGCCCAUGUACAGGCAUGCAUGUUUUCUUUUCUGCACUUUUGUGAGGGUUCCAGUCUGCUGGGAAUAGCAUUGUAGCAUGCCUAAGGCUUUGAACACUUGGCAAACUGUGGUUCAAACUUCACCAAAACAAUGGGGCUUCCAACAAUGCUCAAAGAUGUAUGUGUUAAGUGAUGUGGUUUCUUUUUAAAGACCCCAAUGUUUUUCAAUAACCAGGAAUGUGGUGCAUGUCUGACCUUUUUUCCUAUUUUAUUUUCACAUGAGCUUUACAGGGGGUCAGAAUCCAGAUCUAGAACACUGUCAUGGAGCCCCACACUACCAAGAACUCACCUGUGAUGAGUAGAAAUGUUCACAAUUAUCCAUAUUAUUGCAGAUGCCAUAGUUGUUAGUAGGAUUGUGUUUGUGUAUCACUCCUCUGUUUUUCCAUCUUGGCUGUGGUUUGGGAACCAGAAAUAAUAAUAAGUUUAUUUUUGUACCCGCCUCCAUCUCCCCAAAGGGACUCAGGGCGGCUUAUAUAGGGCUGAGCCCGAUCAACAUGGUUAAAAUAUAGCUCAUUAAAAUAUAUAAACAACAACAUUAUUACAAAAUAUAAAAGCAAAACAUCAAAACAUCAAACCAAUAACCAACGGGAAAGUCCAUCCCUAUACUGGAGCUUCUACUUGUCAAUCCAUUCCUGGUCUGAAGUGUCAUAGAUCAUAUGAAACUGAAUCUUAUAAGUAGUUUUAGUAAUAUAGACUGUGUUACUCUCUUUAAUUUGUUCCAAAUGAUGGACCUGUUUUUUUAAACCUAAAACACAAAGUUGUAGGUUUAUAACAUAAUUGUUCAUGCCCAGUCCUGCAGGCUGAGGUAACCUGCCCAUCCAGAGGAAGUGAAUGACUGAUUGGAGAGACUGAUGUGAGUCUGUGUAAAAACACAAUGUGCAUGAGCUGCAUCUGCCAAUAAAUAAAUGAUGGUGUGCACAAGCCUCAGAUAUUUGUGUGGGAGAUGGAUUGUGUGUGUUGAAUGAGUUGUUCCAGAUUUCUCCCCCUUAUCAGAUUGUUACAUUAUUUAGACCAAAUAACUGUCUUAGUGAUUCUUGGCCCUUUCUCCAAAUCUCUAUCUGAAGAGCUGAUCUGCUUGCUGCAUCACUUUCUCGCUAAUUCUAUCUCUUGAUCCUCAGAGGGCCUGUCUGCAUUAUCUUGCAUUCAUAAUUGGGACAUGAGUUAGACUUGAUCUCUCUUUAGUUGUGCGCAGGUAUAUUGCAUGACGCACACUCUUUCUUUCCAUUGCACUGGAUCUGCAUGGAACCAGAAAAACUCCAUUUCUCCUCAGCUGAUUUUUCCUCUUCUUCUUUUUUCAAAAAAAUCAAAGCAGGUGGCAGUGUUACUGAAGAUCUACUGAUGGAUCCACCCAGGAAAGAUUCACAGACGACCAUCUGUUCAAACAGCCAUUCUUUCUUGUUGUUUACCCCUCUUUCCUUAUUAUUCACUCCCAUUCUGCACAGCAUUCUCUUCUGAGACUGCUACAUAAUUUGUCCUCAUAUUUUCUGAGAUACCAGUGAUUUUUUUCAUCAUUCUGCUCUUUGGAGUACAUUUUUUUGGCCUGAAAUACAAAGUUGUAGGUUUAUAAGAUAACUGGAAAUCUGACUUUUGUGGAUUUAUUUGUGGAUUUGUUUUGAUGUACUCUCUAAGAAUCUCCAGGUUCCCCAAAGCAAUUCUGUAGUCAGCUUCUACUGGGGAUUGACCAUAGAGUUAUACAGAGGAUCUAUAUCAGGCAUUGGCAAACUUCGGCCCUCCAGGUGUGUUGGACUUCAACUUCCAUCAUUCCUAACAGCCUACCACCUGUUAGGAAUGAUGGGAGUUGAAGUCCAAAACACCUGGAGGGCCAAAGUGUACCCAUGCCUGAUCUAAAGGGUUAAUGACUAAUUACUAUCAUCUUGGCUAAGCAUUCCAACAGUUUAUUCAGUGACAUGACAAUGCUGGAAUGUUAGAGAUUUUUACCUGGAGAGUAGAAAUGGGAAUGCUUGGAGGGGAAAACGGAAAAACUAGGGGGGAAAAAAACAGUUUUGUCCCAUUUCUUUCCAAAGCCAUUUUCCCCAGAAAAACCGAUCAUAAGUGUGUAGAAACAAAAAGUCUCAGAACUCUUUCAUUAAGGUCUUUGUGCUAUAUAGCUUGAAUACCAUGUCAUAGCUGUAUAAUUUAUCAUUGGAAAAUAACAUAUUCUACGCACUUUCUAUUUUUCUGGAAAAAAAUGGCUUUGGAAAAAAAAAGUUUUCCCCAUUUUUUUCUGGUUUUUUCCCCAGGCCUUCCCAUUUCUACUGGAGAGUAUGUUCCAUUGAUUUUUCAGAUUUAGGAAACCUACUUUUUGGACUACUAUACUACACCUAGAAUUCUUCAGCCAAUAGGGUGUUGGUCAUGGUGACUGGGGGCACUUCUGAGAGUUCAGUUUCAGUUAAAAAAAAAUCCCACAUCUUUCGCAAUUUACUAACUUUAUAUUCUUCAUUACAACUGCAGGUAUAACUACAUCUAUUGUGAUAGCAGCAACAGCAGUUCUUGAUGGACCACUCAUGGAAGGUUCAUUGGAGAGAGUGCUAGGAAAUAUUAAUUAGAUUCAGCGGCAGUGAUAAAAUUGUAGGUGCUAAAUAAUAUAGUUGCUCUCACUUGUAUCCCUAAAUCAGACAAUAGCUUUAUCCCUCUCUCACUAUGGCAUGCUGGCUUUUCCUCUUGCUGCUGGCAUUUCAGAACCAGCCUGUGUUGGUUCUCUAGUUGCCUGAAAUGGCUAUGUAGAAAUAAUUCUGUCCCAUCCUAUACACCAGGGGCCCACUUACAUUACACAAAUAAAGCAUCAUGAAUCCAUUUUAAAUAUCAUGGUUCCAUCAUAUGGAAUCAUGGGACUUGAAAUUUAGGGAGGGCAUUUUGAAAUAUCAACCAGAGAGCUCCAAUAUCUCACAAAAUUUCAAACCCCAGGAUUUCAUAGAAUGGAACCCUGGUAAUUAAAGUAGAAUAAUAAUACUAUCAUUGUAUUGUUGAAGGCUUUCAUGGCCAGAAUCACUGGGUUGUUGUAGGGUUUUUGGGCUAUAUCACCAUGUUCUAGAAGCAUUCUCUCCUGACAUUUCGCCAGCAUCUAUGGCAGGCCAAAAAUAUAUACUCCAAAGAGCAGAAUGAUGAGAAAACCCUCUGAGGAUGCCUGCCAUAGAUGCAGGCGAAACAUCAGGAGAGAAUGCUUCUAGAACAUGUCCAUGUAGCCCGAAAAACCUACAACAACCCAAUACUAUCAUUGUGUAGUGUGUCUGAGGCCCAUGCUUGUCAGAGCAAUGGCUCAUCAGACCAACUUCGUGCCCAACUUUGAUUCCUAUCAUUCAGUCAUCGAUGCUGCUUGGAAAGGUUAUAGGGCUACACUACCCAGAAGCUCUCAGCCAUUCUCCCUAAGGGAUUUUGAGAGGUGUAGUUCAGACAAAUAACGGUUCCAAGUUCUUUCCCACCCAGUGUCUAUGUAUGGCUAUCCUUUCCUUGGAUCUAAAGGAGACUUCUUCAUGACUCAGUGAAGGUUAUUUCAUGCAGUUACAAUUCUAUUUCAUAUCAGGAAAAAUAAUCAGAUCUAGGAGUUAUUCUUCAGCUUUGCAUUGCCUUUUACCUACUGUAUAGCCUUUCCAUUCUGUUUCCAUUUAGCAAAAAAGGAUAUUAUUGGUCUGUAAAACUGCCAAAACCACAUCUAAGUAUUCCCUAAGAAAACCCUAUGAAACUCUUCUCCAUAGGUUGACAGAUGACUUGAAAGCAGAUACACACAGAGAGAACAAUUUGUGGUGUGAUUUGCAGUGUUUUUAUAAUAAUCUCUCUCAUUUUGGAGCUACUUAACCUAAGUCAACAAUGACACGGAAUGCAUCUUGGACAUGAAAAAGUGUGGAAAGUUCUUCAAAAUAUCAGACCAAACAGAACUGGGUUUUACUCUAUGAAGAAUAAUGGCCAAAUUGCUGGGCAAUUAGGUCAAUUGUACAUCACAACCAAGACUUUUUUCUCACCAUAUUGCUGAUGGAUUUGUGCAUUGUUCUAUUCCAGGCAUGGUGUGUUACUCUUAUGACAAACCUCAGUUGGUCCAGCUCAGAUCCAUUUUGAAGGUGCCAAUUGAAUAUUGUAUCCGCAAAUGUGGUGUUUUUUAUGUUGUUGAGAAGGGGCUACAUUUUAAUGUACAAUGAGUUAGCAUUGUAAGGCACGUUUUAAAUGUGCCUGGAAAGUGGUGCUAAAAAUAAAAGCUAUUUUAAAAGCCA
This is a messenger RNA of Anolis sagrei ordinatus, 6039 nucleotides long. RefSeq names its product peptidase inhibitor 16 (gene PI16). Lineage: Eukaryota; Metazoa; Chordata; Lepidosauria; Squamata; Anolidae. Gene Ontology annotation, cellular component: extracellular region. The record is from RefSeq and is a predicted model, not a curated record.